AUGGACCUGCCCAGAGCUGAACCCUACAAGGGAGGAGUAGAACACCCCGGUUACAACGAGGAGCUACUGCAUAAGACCAUCCUGGUGGGAGAUAGCGGUGUGGGGAAGACAUCUCUACUGGUUCAGUUUGACCAGGGCAAGUUUAUCCCAGGCUCCUUCUCAGCCACCGUGGGCAUCGGAUUCACAGUAAUGCUGUUGGGAGACUCAGGCGUUGGGAAAACCUGUUUCCUGAUCCAUUUCAAAGACGGGACUUUCCUGUCCAAGACCUUCAUAGCCACUGUCGGCAUAGACUUCCGGAAUAAAGUGGUGACUGUGGAUGGUAUGAAAGUGAAACUACAGAUUUGGGACACAGCAGGGCAGGAACGGUUCCGAAGUGUCACCCACGCCUACUACCGGGAUGCCCAGGCCCUGCUCCUGCUCUAUGAUAUCACCAACAAAUCUUCCUUUGACAAUAUCCGGGCCUGGCUAACUGAGAUUCACGAGUAUGCCCAAAAGGAUGUGGUGAUCAUGUUGCUAGGCAACAAGGCGGAUGUGAGCAGAGAAAGGGUAGUCCGGUCAGAAGAUGGAGAGACACUGGCCAGAGAAUAUGGUGUGCCUUUCAUGGAAACCAGUGCUAAGACAGGCAUGAAUGUGGAGCUAGCCUUUUUGGCUAUUGCCAGGGAGCUGAAGCACCGAGCUGGGCAACAGCAGGCGAAUGAGCCCAGCUUUCAGAUUCAUGACUAUGUGGAAUCCCAGAAGAAACAGCCUAGCUGCUGUCCAUUUGUGUGAGAGAAAAGGGGAGGAGGGAGCCUGGGGAGAACUAGCCACUGGGCUUAGUGCUGUUCCCUACCUCCAGACUGAACUCUUAACAUCUUGAGUACUCCAAUGGGGGAAUGAGUCCCCCAACUGAAAACAAGGCACAAAGGGCAGAAGUGAGCAUAAAGAAUGCCAAAGAAAUAAGUUACACAUACACAACAUCCCAUCACUGCUUUCCCCCAGGAGGGACCUAGACUCCUGCAUCAGGCUUACUCCAGGUUUCCCUGCUCCCUUUCUCCCAGUGGUUAUUGUUUCUGGGUCCCUGGUAUGGGUCUCUGGGCAUUUGAGGACCAAAGAUACUUUUAAUUUAAAUUUUGUUCUGGUACCACAAUAGUGAAAACUUUGGAAAAUAAAAAAUUCAGUUCCCUCAGGGAAACAGGCAGAGGCCAGGGGCUGAUAAUCUCUCUAUUACCUUUCAGUUCAGGGCCCCUCCAUCCAAAUUCUCUGGCAAAGCACCCCCCCCCCAGCCAAUUUGUAACUAGAGAGACUGUGGCUUUGUCCCAGCUCACCAGGAGAUUCCAGAAAAGGGCAAUUAGUGGCCACUAUGCCACCUCACUAGACUUUAGCUCAUAAGAGACAGGUAGCCUUGGUACUUUCUGUUUCCCAGAGGCCCAGGGACCACAAUAACCACUGAAUCAUUGUGGUCUAACUUGUAGUGUGAUUCCUAAGCACCAAAAGUCAAAUGAGUGAAAACCUCAGGAGAAGACUCAUGUGAAGGUGUGAACUGGGUUUCAGCUUGUGUGCCUAUGUGUGAGUUCAACUAGCUUUGUCUACCUUCCUUCCCAAGAUCCCCAUCUGAGAAUAAAACAACUCAUUCCUGAUGUCCUUCUCCCCCUCUUGACCUUUUCUCCCCCACCCCAUCUGAGGCACUUGAAAAAAGGGAUUCUGGGCUCCCUCAUCACAUAUUUCUGGGCUUCCUUACUAAAGAGCUUUGAGAGACUAUCCAUGCUGGGGAGUUCCAUCCUAGUCUUCAGUGUCAGUGAGCAGCUGAGAGUCAGGCCAAGGAUUUUCUCUUCUUGACCCAAGGCUUUUGGUAAGUGUGCAACCUCAACAUAUAGCUUCUUAGAGUAGUUUUAGCAUUUCUUUUGGAUGAGGAGGGGGAAGUGAGGAAGUUCUCCCUCCCUUUCUUUUUAAAAAUUUUUUGAUUUUUAGGGAGGCAAACAGAGUUAAGUAACUUGCCCAGGGUCACACAGCUAGCAAGCAUCUAAAGUCGGUUUGAAAUCAGGUCCUCCUGAUUCCGGGGCUAGUACUCUAUCUGUUGGACCACCUAGGUGCCCCUCCUCCCUACCUUUCAUCUCUUCCUUCCUUGAGGAUUGGACCAAAACUGGCCUUCACCCAGACUGCCAAUCUCCCUACCACAUUCAACCAUUCUAAAAGAAACUCCAGGGUUUUGACCUAGAUAAAGUAAACGGAAUGGAGCAAACAGAGACCUGACUCUCCCAUUAACACCUGUCCCAGUCCAUGGCAUUAGGUGCCACAAAGGCUAGAUAGGGUUCCCUUCUUCUUUCAACUCAUACUGAUUCAGGAUCCAGAAGCCUCACUGGGAAUGAGGCUAGAUCAAUUGGGAUUCAGGAGAUAGGGGUUUUUUUUUUUUUUUUUUGGUUUGGUUUGGUUUUCCUGAAUAAGUUACCUGUAUGGCACCAGAUCACCACGGUUAGGGCCUCAGGAGGGUAUCCAAGUGAUUGGUUUCCCAAAGUCCUGUCUCACCUACUGCAGGACAGGUGGACUCUGUAGGUACAAGUACCACAAACCAGUGUCUGACCUGCCCAUUUACCUUCUUCCAGUCAGUCCAAGCUCUUCAUGCCAACCCUGCUUUCUUGCCUCUGUUCCCAUUCCAAUCCAGAUGUGAGCAUGUGACAGUGAGGGAAAGAAGGGCAUUGUAAUUUUGUGUGGCUGCCUCAGUUGGGCUUUCAAGUCAGAGACCAACAACCUUGGCCUACAAUAAGGUGGGCCUUCCAGCUUGGUCUCAGAAAGGUGGCUCCAGAUUUCUUCCAGCCUGAGGGAAUCUUGUCUUGCAUGAAAGUGAUGCUUCUUACUCUGGUUAAUAUUGGCAUUUGUGUGUUUUUCAGAAUUAAACUGCAGUAUUUUGGAGAGUA
Messenger RNA from Trichosurus vulpecula (common brushtail), 2891 nucleotides. It is a transcript of the gene RAB37, whose product is annotated as RAB37, member RAS oncogene family. The transcript is spliced from 10 exons. Gene Ontology annotation, molecular function: GTPase activity; GTP binding. NCBI's taxonomy places the organism in Eukaryota, Metazoa, Chordata, Mammalia, Diprotodontia, Phalangeridae. The record is from RefSeq and is a predicted model, not a curated record. The coding region runs from base 1 to 768 and encodes 255 amino acids. Gene Ontology annotation, cellular component: Golgi apparatus; endosome.